Messenger RNA from Symbiodinium natans, 492 nucleotides. NCBI's taxonomy places the organism in Eukaryota, Dinophyceae, Suessiales, Symbiodiniaceae. The record is from the annotation of a GenBank genome assembly.
AUGCCCCACUAUUCCCCUUUCAACACCAUCCUCCCAUUGCUCGAUAUCACCAUUACUCAACAUUACCCAUUGCCCACCACUACGCAUCACUACCCGCGACUUCGCACCACUCCCACCAGGCUGGCCAUUCUCCCCUUCCACGUCCCCACCAUACCCACCAUCCCGAUGAGGGCACCAGGCUCAGAAACGGGCAGCUCCCUGACCUUCAUCUGGCGCACCGAUCUGAAGCCGCUCCUCCUGGCAAUCGAGGGCGCGUCGGCCCUUCCCCUGAUAGGUCUCUUCCUCGUUGCAACGCGGCUGUGCUUCCACGGCGCAGCGUUGACGGAGAAGUGCCGCAAUAUUCCGGCUCUUGUGAACCAGAUCCCCGGUGACGCCAUCAACCCAGAGAGGCAGUACUUGGUCCGCUUCAUCACCGACAGCGCUGCGGGAUUCAUCCUCAAGGGUGUGACGCUCACGCCGGCCACCUUUCAACGCCAGGCUGGGGCUUUGUAA